Papaver somniferum (opium poppy) is the source of this 2400-nucleotide messenger RNA. RefSeq lists its product as uncharacterized. The coding region runs from base 1 to 2400 and encodes 799 amino acids. The transcript is spliced from 3 exons. Gene Ontology annotation, molecular function: zinc ion binding; nucleic acid binding. Lineage: Eukaryota; Viridiplantae; Streptophyta; Magnoliopsida; Ranunculales; Papaveraceae. The record is from RefSeq and is a predicted model, not a curated record.
AUGGCAGAUAACACUCCUACCCUAGCUGAAAUCGCAGAAAUUUUGAAAAAUAUUCAAAUCUCUAUUGCUACCAAUAAAAUUGACACCAAUAAAAUUGACACCAAAAAUAUUACAGAUGGUAUUACAAAGCAGUUGGGAACGAUUGAAAAAAGGUUGGUAUCCUAUGGAGAAUAUAUAAACAAAAUAUUGAAACACACUGGUUUAGAAAAGGAAGACAUACCUGAUUUAGUCGAUGAUACAGAUGGAGAAAAGAAGAUAGGAGAAAACGAAGAUGAUGAAACAAAGAAAGUUAAGGAGACUUCUUUUGUUCAAAACACCUCUAUUCCAGUCCAUGUUUCACAUAUCAUCCAACAUACAGAGCCGGUGGAAGGUUUUCUAAACACUCCAAACAAACAAGUUAAUGUGACUAUCAACCUUGAUGACGAUGAUAUAGUCGAAGAACAAGAGUUUCAAAAAUGGACGGAUGAAAAGAGAUUAAACUCUAAUAUACAUUCUUACGGGAAUCUACCAGAAUAUAAGUUAAAGGAUGAUAUACCUAGUUUUCAUGGUGGUUUACAAAUUGAAGGUUUGCUGGAUUGGUUUUAUGAAGUCGAAUCCUUUUUCAAUUUCAUGGACGUCCCUGACUCUUCUAAAGUAAAAUUGGUCGCCUAUAAAUUGAAAGGUGGAGCUGCAACUUGGUGGGAAACACUGUGCGAAGAUCGAGAUAAAUAUCAUAAACCUCCGAUACGUACUUGGAAAAGAAUGAGAGAAUUAUUACGAGCCAAGUUUUUACCAAAAUAUUAUAAGCAGCAACUAUUUCUCAAACUUCAAAACUGUCGCCAAGGAGCAAAAUUGGUUGAAGAAUAUGUAGCUGAGUUCUAUGGUUUGGUUGCUCGUAACCAAUUGAAGGAAACUGAAGAACAAUUAGUUGCAUUCUUUAUAGAUGGGUUGAAUAAUUUAAUUCAACAAGGGAUGACACAAUCAGCUUUUAAUAUGGAUGAAAAAGGUUCAACAGUUGUUGUUGAUCCAUCUUCACAGGGAUCAACUGUCUUUGUUGAUCCACAGGACAGAAGUUCAAACCAACCAUAUCAGCAACAACAAACUACUUCUAUUCUUUCAGAACCUGCUCCUACAAUGCAUAUUUCAUCUGCUAAGACACCCCAUGCUCCUCCACAACGAAAUUUUGUUCGUAAUACUCGAGGUAAUCAAUUUCCACAAGAAUUUCCUCCUUUAUCUAAAGGCUCUAAUCCUUAUUCAAAGUUUCGAGGGGAUAAAUGUAACAAGUGCAACCAAACUGGCCACACUUCUAGUGAUUGUCGAAAUUUUCAUGCUUACAUCAAUGAAGUUCAAGAAGACACACCAGCAGAUGAAAAAUUAGGAGAUGAUGAGUUUAAAUCUCAUUGUUUCAUUGAAGAGAAGCUUUGCACCAUGAUCAUUGACAGUGGAAGUACAAAAAACUAUGUUUCUGCAAAGUUAGUUGAGAAACUUGGGUUACCUGUUACUCUUCAUCCAAAGCCGUAUUCAAUUGGUUGGAUAAACAACUCUUCCACUCAGCAAACUAAUCAUCAAUGUUUGGUGAAAUUUUCUUUCCACGAAUAUUCAGAUUAUGCUUUGUGCGAUGUUAUUAACAUGACUGAAGCAAGUUUAUUGUUGGGAAGACCAUGGCAAUAUGAUAUUCGUGAUGUUCAUAACUGCUAUGAGAAUACUUAUACCUUUUUUCAUGAAGGGUUUACUAAAGUUUUAUGGCCUUUACAAUCUUCUACUUCAGUCAAGGAACCAACAGAUAAUAAGACAGCUGGAUUAGUUGCUACCAUUGUUCAUUCUUUACAACCAACUCAUUCUUUGAGUUCUCAUGAAGCUGAUAAACCAAUGGUGGAGAUUCCAGACAAGGUACAACCUUUAUUGUCUUCUUUUAGUGACUUAUUUCCUACUGAGUUACCCAAUGUUUUGCCUCCAAUGAGAGAUCUACAACAUCAUAUAGACUUUAUACUUGGAACUUUUAUUCCUAAUCAACCUCAUUAUAGGUUAAGUCCUAAAGAACAUGAGAUUUUACAAGGUCAGGUUGAUGAUUUGUUACAAAAAUGUUUGAUAAGACUUAGUAAAAGUCCUUGUGCUAGUCCAGCCUUUUUAGUAGACAAAAAGAAUGGCGGUCAUCGUAUGUGUAUAGAAUGUAGAGCAUUAAACAGAAUUAUUAUACCAUAUAGAUUUCCUAUACCAAGAAUUGAUGACAUGAUUGAUAUGCUUUCUGGUGCUAAAGUCUUUACUAAGCUUGAUUUGCAUAGUGGAUAUCAUCAAAUUCGUAUCCGUGAAGGUGAUGAGUGGAAAACAACAUUCAAGACAAAGGAAGGCUUAUAUGAAUUGUUAGUAAUGCCUUUUGGUUUAUCUAAUGCUCCUAGUACUUUUUCCAUAGUCACCAACUAG